Messenger RNA from Acinonyx jubatus (cheetah), 1527 nucleotides. Its product is annotated as septin-5-like. The coding region runs from base 313 to 1527 and encodes 404 amino acids. Gene Ontology annotation, cellular component: septin ring; microtubule cytoskeleton; cell division site. NCBI's taxonomy places the organism in Eukaryota, Metazoa, Chordata, Mammalia, Carnivora, Felidae. Gene Ontology annotation, molecular function: GTP binding; GTPase activity; molecular adaptor activity. The transcript is spliced from 10 exons. Gene Ontology annotation, biological process: cytoskeleton-dependent cytokinesis; regulation of exocytosis. The record is from RefSeq and is a predicted model, not a curated record.
GCGGUCUUUUUCCCCGCCCGCCCCGCCUGCCAGCGCCCGCGAGGCCCCGCCUCUGGUUCGGUGCGGGAGCCGGGCCGGCCUGUGGCUGAGACCGCGCGCGCGGCUCGGGGCGGGUCCGCAUUGGCAGAGGCAUGGCCCGCGUGGCCUCUGGGGUCAGCCACACCGCGGGUGGGCAACGUCCCUUCUCUGGGCCUCGAUUCCCGCGUCUAUUAACGGGGGCGAGAACAGAGCUUCAGGGCAGUACCGCCUGUCAGUCCCUCCUGAAAGCCCUGCCCCUGUGGGUCUGACCCGUUCUGGGGUCCAAACGCAGCGAUGGACUCGCCGGCAGCGCCCCAGGACCGCCUGGUGGAGCAGCUGCGGUCAAGGCGGACCCGGGCCCAGAGGCGGCUCAAGGAUAUCAACAAGCAGUACGUGGGCUUGGCCACACUGACCGAUCAGGUGCACCAGAAGUCUGUGAAGAAGGGCUUCGAUUUCACUCUUAUGGUGGUGGGUGAGUCGGGCCUGGGGAAGUCCACGCUGGUCCACAGCCUCUUCCGGACCGACUUGUACAAGGACCGGAAGCUGCUCGGUGCCGAGGAGCGCAUCAGACAAACGGUAGAGAUCCUGAAGCACACGGUGGACAUUGAGGAGAAGGGGGUCAAGCUGAAGCUCACCAUUGUAGACACACCGGGCUUCGGGGAUGCUGUCAACAACUCUGAGUGCUGGAAGCCCAUCACCGAUUAUGUGGACCAGCAGUUUGAGCAGUACUUUCGUGACGAGAGUCGCCUCAACCGCAAGAACAUCCAAGACAACCGUGUGCACUGCUGCCUCUACUUCAUCUCCCCUUUUGGACACGGGCUGCGGCCAGUGGAUGUGGGUUUCAUGAAGGCUCUGCAGGAGAAGGUGAACAUUGUGCCCCUCAUCGCCAAAGCUGACUGUCUCGUCCCCAGCGAGAUCCAGAAGCUGAAGGAGCGGAUCCGGGAGGAGAUUGACAAGUUUGGGAUCCACGUGUACCAGUUCCCUGAAUGUGACUCUGACGAGGAUGAGGACUUCAAGCAGCAGGAUCGGGAACUGAAGGAGAGUGCGCCCUUCGCGGUUAUCGGCAGCAACACAGUGGUGGAGGCCAAGGGGCAGCGGGUCCGGGGGCGACUGUACCCCUGGGGGAUCGUGGAGGUGGAGAACCAGGCACACUGCGACUUUGUGAAGCUUCGCAACAUGCUGAUCCGCACACACAUGCAUGAUCUCAAGGACGUGACAUGCGACGUGCACUAUGAGAACUAUCGCGCGCACUGCAUCCAGCAGAUGACCAGCAAACUGACCCAGGACAGCCGCAUGGAGAGCCCCAUCCCCAUCCUACCACUGCCUACCCCGGAUGCUGAGACAGAAAAGCUCAUCAGGAUGAAGGAUGAGGAGGUUAGUGGGGCCACAGGGGAGGAGAAGGGGUGGGGGUGGGGGUCCAGCCCCUCCUAUCACGUUUGUCACUCUACCUUCUGCUAUUCCCGUCUCACCUCCAGCGAAGGCGCAUUCAGUAGAUGCUGCAGAAGAUGA